This is a messenger RNA of Endocarpon pusillum Z07020, 3351 nucleotides long. RefSeq lists its product as uncharacterized. Bases 1 to 3351 code for a protein of 1116 amino acids. Gene Ontology annotation, cellular component: preribosome, large subunit precursor. The record is from RefSeq and is a predicted model, not a curated record. Gene Ontology annotation, molecular function: nucleic acid binding; protoporphyrinogen oxidase activity, oxygen as acceptor; zinc ion binding. Gene Ontology annotation, biological process: ribosomal large subunit biogenesis; porphyrin-containing compound biosynthetic process. Lineage: Eukaryota; Fungi; Ascomycota; Eurotiomycetes; Verrucariales; Verrucariaceae. The transcript has 3 exons.
AUGGAAGCUGCACCAUAUACCUGCAACUCUUGUCUGGUGGCAUUUCGUACCAGUGAAGCACAGAAAGGUCACAUGCGCAGUGAUUGGCAUAGAUACAAUCUGAAAAGACGCGUCGCCUCACUUCCCCCAAUAUCCUCCGAGACAUUUACAGAGAAGGUACUCUCUGCACAGGCCAACACCAGUGCUGCUGCCGCAAAAGCCUCUUUUGAACGAAUUUGUGGCACCUGUCAGAAGACAUAUUUUAGUGAGAAUGUAUACCAGGACCAUUUAAGCAGCAAGAAGCAUAAGUUAAGGGUAUUGGCCACCACAAAAAUGAAACCACCAGAUGCAGAGCCUAUGACAAAUGCUUCGGUGUCUCCAAAGAAUGCAAUGGAUAAUACUUCACCAAAUGAAAAGCGGGAUCAAGAAGCGGAAGCUGAAUUUGAAAAGGUUGUAGAAGGACUCAAGGACACUUCUAUAUCACAACCAGAAGCUCCACCAAGGAGGCCUUCACGACCACAUCAUUCAGCGGCCGAGCAACGAAAUGAAAAUCCGCUCUCGCCUGAGAUGUCACGGCAGAAGCAGAAGGAGGAGGGUGAAUCGGUGUCUCAACCUGAAAUUGCUCUUUCCAGAUGUUUGUUCUGCAAUUACGACUCCCCCAACUUCAAACUGAGCAUUUCACAUAUGGUCAAGAUCCACGGAUUGUUCAUCCCAGAGCAGAAUUACCUCACUGAUCCCGAAGGCCUUGUACGAUAUCUUCAAGCUAAAGUCCACCAAAAUCACGAAUGCUUGCUCUGUCAUAAGCUUAAAGGGACCAGCAGCGGAGUACAAACACAUAUGCGAGACAAGGGGCACUGCAUGAUAGCUUUUGAAACUGAAGAAGAGAUGAUAGAAGUUGGACAGUUUUAUGAUUUCUCCUCGACCUAUUCCGAUGAUGAAUCUGAUGACACGGAGAUGGGCCAGGCAUCGGAUCCGGUAACAAAUGGUGGCGUGAAGCUACCUGAAGCUAAAACUAAUGAGGUGGAGGAUGAUAGUUGGGAAACAGACUCCUCUUUUUCUUCUCUCGAUUCAGCGGACUUGACUUCUGUUCCUCUCGAUGAUCACUCUCAUCAAUACUCCAAACUGGCUUUGCAUCGACACCACUCUCACCAUGACCCAAGACCUCAUCGCAAUGCCGACGGUUUCCAUUCCCAUGCACACCAACAUGGGGUCAAUGCGGUAUUUCACGACGACUUCGAGCUUCACCUACCCAGUGGUCGCACUGUGGGUCAUCGCAGUUACAAAAGGUACUACCGCCAGAAUCUACACAGCUAUCCGACAGCUGUCGAAAGGAUGGAGAGGGAGCAGAAAAUGCUAGAGCACGGCAACCAACAUGAGAGCAUGGAAGAUGGUUCUGUGCAUUCGUCACGUCGUAACGGGUCACAAGCUCUGAUGAAACGCUCCGAAAGUGGCAUGCUGGGUGUCACUGUCUCACAAAGGAGAGACGUUCGUGCAGCUGAAAUUAGAGGACGACGACAAGGCGAAAAAGCAGUGAACAGGUACCAGGCCAAGCUUGAGAAGCAGAAAAAUUUUCAGAAGCACUUCCGGGCCCAGCCCAAUCCAAGAGCCAAAAAUGUAGCAGUCCUGGGGGGAGGCAUUACUGGCCUCGUGGCCGCGUACAACCUGACAAAAGCACUUCCCAAUGCCAGAGUUACACUUUUCGAAGCCAAGAAGAAGCUUGGAGGUUGGCUUGAUUCCGAGCUGCUUCCUGUGGAUGGUGGCGAAGUCUUGUUUGAGUGGGGCCCAAGGACACUCCGCACCGAUGGUAUUGGGGCGGGAAGAUGUACAGCACAAUUGAUGGCUCAACUAGACAUGGCUGAUGAUGUAUUGCCAACAUCAAGAAAUUCGCCUGCGGCAUUGAAUCGAUACAUCUACUAUCCUGACCAUCUUGUGCGAAUGCCAGGACGUUUGCCAGGUGUUAGUCUCUGGACAAGCAUUGGAAGAAACCUGGGCACUGUCCUUCAGGAACCCAUCUUCAAAGGUGCUAUCCUAGGCCUUCUUAGGGAGCCGAGCGUCAAGGCCCUGCCCGAACACGUGCAAGACGAAUCCAUUGGAGAUUUCGUAAGUCGACGAUUCGGUGGUCACAUUGCAGACAAUCUCGUUUCGGCUCUUCUGCAUGGCAUAUACGCAGGUGAUAUAUACAAUUUGAGUACCAAGACCAUUUUUCCACUACUCUGGCAUCUGGAGCAGAUCUCCGAAGCUGGGAUUAUGGGCGAACUCGCAGAACAAAUGUGGACCGGCGAGAGCUUACUGCACUAUGAUGAUAUAGAAUUCACUCUACAAUCUGAUCAGAUCAUGAACAUGUUCGAAGGCCCUGUAAAAGCAGUGGCGACCAAGUUGCAAGGAUCAAGUGUGUACACAUUCAAGAAGGGAUUGGCACAACUUGCGGAGAAGACUGGAGCUGCUUUAGUAGGGAGCAAGAAUGUCGAGAUCAAGCACAUGAAUGCUUCACUGGCAUUUGACCCACAGACAAAGAAAUUUCAUAUCACUGACGCCGACGGCCGAGGAAACACCCUAGAAGGCAAUACCAAGGAUUAUGACUACGUCGUCGCAACUAUUCCAUCCCCACAACUCAGCCAAGCGCUCGAAGUGCAGGAUACCAGCAAGUCUACUUCUCGUCCCUCACCAUACGUCAACAUGCUCAACCGUCUCAAAACAGCCACUCCCACGGUCAACGUCAUGGUCGUAAACCUCUUUUACCGCAACCCAAACCUUAUCCCUGUUACUGGCUUCGGCUACCUCCUUCCCCGCUCCAUUUCCAUAGAACAGAACCCAGAGCGCGCUCUCGGCGUCAUAUUCGGUUCUGAAACCAGCCGCGGCUCUUCUGCCACACCUUCAGACCCCAAUCCAGGAACCACCGGCCAAGAUUCUGCUCCUGGCACAAAAUUAACGGUGAUGAUGGGCGGGCACUGGUGGAGCUCCUGGUAUCCAUCUGACCUGCCAGACGAAGAAAGUGCAGUGGAAAUGGCAAAGACCGUCUUAAAGCGUCAUCUUGGCAUCACAGAAACACCCGUCCUUGCUAAAGCCCGCAUGCAGUGGAACGCAAUCCCGCAGUACGAAGUUGGACAUCAUGAGCGCAUGGCCCGAAUUCACCAUGAUUUAAGGAGAGAGUUUGAUGGCCGGUUGAAGCUGGCAGGUAGUGCAUAUCAAGGUGUGGGGGUCAAUGACUGUAUCAAGGCGGCUAGGAAGGCGAGUUUUGAUAUCCGAGAGGGCUUGGACGAGAGGACUGGGUUAGAGAGUUUUGGGCAGGAGACAAGGUGGGCAGUGUAUAAGAGGAAGGAGAGGACUGUUUAUAUGCUAAACAAGGGGAAGGGGAAAGGGGGAAAGGGUUAG